AUGAAUCAGCAAUCGCUUGCAGGAAAGUCGGUGGUCGUGACGGGGGCCGCCGGGGGACUAGGUAAGGUUAUCGCCACAGCUUUCCUGGACGCAGGCGCCAAUGUGGCUGUCUGCGACGUCAAUGAAGAUCGUCUUUCACAAGCCAGAGCGGACUGGGAGGGUUUCUCGACCAGAGUCCUGGUCUGCAAGGUCAAUGUGACGAAGAGCGAAGAGGUGCAGCGCUUCUUCGAUGACGUGGUAGCAAAGUUUGGCCGUCUCGAUAUGCUCAUCAAUAACGCCGGCGUGAUGGAUGCAUUUGACCCUGUCGGGUCAACCGCCGAGUCGAUGUGGGAUCGUGUCAUAUCGAUCAACCUCACUGGCACUUUUAUCUGUACCAAGGCCGCUGUUACUGCAAUGGAAGCCCAAUCUCCCUCUGGAGGCGUGGUGAUCAGUAUCGGAUCCGUUGCUAGUUAUCGUGGCGUCAAUGCUGGCGCAGCCUAUACCGUCAGCAAGCACGGCAUGCUCGGGCUCAUGAGGAACACCGCUGGCUACUACGGAGAGAAAGGCAUAUUCUCCCUGGCUCUGCUCUUGGGUGGGAUGGAUGAUACACAUAUUAGCGAGAGUUUCUUGAACGGUCCAUUCAACCAAGAAGGCAUGAUGAAGAUUGGUGCCGUCAAUCCGGGGUAUGUGCCAGGGAAAACCAAUAUUCCUUUAACAGAUGUUGCCAAGUACUGCUUAUUCUUUUCCGACACGAACCUGGCCGCUGCAUCCAAUGGGGCGGCUAUCACUGUAAACAAGAACUGGCCAGAAGCAUAA
This is a messenger RNA of Neoarthrinium moseri, 795 nucleotides long. RefSeq lists its product as uncharacterized. Gene Ontology annotation, molecular function: oxidoreductase activity, acting on the CH-OH group of donors, NAD or NADP as acceptor. The transcript is spliced from 2 exons. Lineage: Eukaryota; Fungi; Ascomycota; Sordariomycetes; Amphisphaeriales; Apiosporaceae. Bases 1 to 795 code for a protein of 264 amino acids. The record is from RefSeq and is a predicted model, not a curated record.